CAAGAAAUGCCGCUAAUUUGAGUAUAUAAAGAGAGAAAGAAAAGAAGACUGUACAUACAGAUCAGAGAUUUGUAAUAAGCAACAUGUCAAGUAAACUGGCUAUUUUGGUCUUGUUCGGCGUAAUUGCUUCGGCAAUUGCUAGACCGAAUCUAGGCCUUGAUGGCAAAGGGAAAGGAGGUCUUAACUUAGGUGGUAGUGGCAAAGGACAAGCCAACCAUGAUAUCAGUGGAGAACUAAACGUAGAAGGUAACAAAAAAGCUGGUAGUAAUGUAGAUGUUAAAGGAAAAGGUGGGCACAAAGUUGAAUCCAACGUAGAUGUUGAUGGUAAAGGCCAAGUUAACAAAGGAAUCAACGGAGGAUUAAACAUAGGAAUAGAAGGUGGUCAUAAAGUUGAUACCAAUGUAGAUGUUAAAGGAAAAGGUGGGCACAAAGUUGAAUCCAACGUAGAUGUUGAUGGUAAAGGCCAAGUUAACAAAGGAAUCAACGGAGGAUUAAACGUAGGUGUACAAGGUGGCCAUAAAGUUGAUACCAACGUAGACGUUGAUGGAAAAGGUGGUCACAAAGUUGACUCUAAUGUAGAUGUUAAAGGAAAAAGUAACCAAAAAGCUGGAUCUAAUAUAGAUGUUAAAGGAAAAGGUGAUCAGAAAGCUGGAUCCAAAGUUGGUGGCAAAGGAAAAUCGAACCAUCGUAUCAGUGGAGGCUUAAACAUGGAUGUCGGUGUAGUAGGUGGCCACAAAGUUGACUCCAAUGUAGAUGUUAAAGGAAAAGGUAACCAAAAAGCUGGAUCUAAUAUAGAUGUUAAUGGAAAAGGUGAUCAGAAGAAAGCUGGAUCCAAAGUUGGUGGCAAAAGAAAAUCGAACCAUCGUAUCAGUGGAGGCUUAAACGUAGGCGUAGGUGUAGAAGGUGGCCAUAAAGUUGAUUCCAAUAUAAACGUUAAUGGAAAAGGCAACCACGAAGUUGAUGCCAAUGUAGGCGUUGGCGGUCAAGGACAAACUAGCCAAGGUACCGGUGGAAGAUUAAAGGCAGGUGUAGGUGUAGAAGGUGGCCACAAAGUUGAUACUAAUAUAGACGUUAAUGGUAAUGGUAAUCACAACGUUGAUGCCAACGUGGGUGUUGGUGGUCAAGGACAAAGUAGCGAUGGUACCAGCGGAGGUUUAAACGCAGGCGUAGGUGUAAAAGGUGGCCACAAAGUUGGCACCAAUGUUGGUGUUAAAGGAAAAGGUGACCACAAAGUUCAAGCCAAUGUAGACGUUGGUGGUCAAGGGCAAUCUAGCCGUGGUAACAGGGGAGGUUCCAACAUGGAUGUUAAUGGAAAAGGUAAUCUUGGAGGUCAUUUGAGUAUAGGUGGAAAAGGUGGCAAAGGAACUGCUUUAAAUAUAAACGGAAAUGGAAAAGGUGGCGCUGGAGGUGGUUUGGAUCUAGGUUUGGGUGGAAUAGGUGGUAAAGGGUCUCUCAACGUAGGUUUGGGUCAAUAAACUUGCCAAAAUUAAGUGUAAUAAAUAUUUUUAUAUGAUGUACGUGUGAUGAUAAGACUCGUCACAAUCUUUUGCCAUUAAAUAAAAGUUUAAA
This is a messenger RNA of Phymastichus coffea, 1569 nucleotides long. RefSeq lists its product as uncharacterized. The record is from RefSeq and is a predicted model, not a curated record. The transcript has 2 exons. The coding region runs from base 84 to 1475 and encodes 463 amino acids. NCBI's taxonomy places the organism in Eukaryota, Metazoa, Arthropoda, Insecta, Hymenoptera, Eulophidae.